Molecule: messenger RNA, 294 nt
Organism: Cladophialophora bantiana CBS 173.52
Lineage: Eukaryota; Fungi; Ascomycota; Eurotiomycetes; Chaetothyriales; Herpotrichiellaceae
Exons: 2
Coding region: 1-294 (97 amino acids)
Biological process (GO): protein phosphorylation
Molecular function (GO): protein kinase activity; ATP binding
Source: RefSeq, a predicted model, not a curated record
AUGGAUCUCUGUCCAAAAGGUGCCAAUUCAGUUAUCCAAUAUCAGCCAUUGGCCGAGUCUCUCAUUGACAAGAUGCUCCAAGCGCUCGACUAUCUCAAUUUCAAAGGCGUUGUCCACCGAGAUAUCAAGCCCUCGAAUAGUCUCUAUACGGCUCUACCGAAACGCAGAACGCUCACUCUCCUGUCGGAACUUAGAUCUUUUAUGACCCCUGAAGCGCAGAUUCCGGGAACAUGGCAAACACAGAAGAUGGAUGUCUGGUCACGGUCACUCUUUGUCACUCUCAUCUACGAAUAG